This is a messenger RNA of Cooperia oncophora, 1527 nucleotides long. The record is from the annotation of a GenBank genome assembly. NCBI's taxonomy places the organism in Eukaryota, Metazoa, Nematoda, Chromadorea, Rhabditida, Trichostrongylidae.
AUGUUACCUGAGCCAAGCAAAGGAAAGAAGAAGCCAGAUAUUGAGGACAAGGACAAAGCAAAAAAGAGUGACAAGCGACGAAAUUCGCUUACUGAUUCGUCAACGUUCUCAACUUCCACGUCGUCGAAUAGCAGUAGUGUAGACAGCGACGAGGCAUUUCGGCGACCGAUUAGAACCGAUAACACUGCAGCCGAAGAAUAUCGACGACUUCAUGGUUUCAGGAGCAUAGCAGAUGAUAUUAAUAAUGCAUUCGCGGUCGAAAACAAAAAUCACAGUCCUACUGCCGACAACAAUACAAAACCUGCUGUGAUUCAGACCAAAAAGAGGGUUGAAAAACUACGAAAGGAGCGCGAGAAGAAGGACAGAAAGGAACGCGAAAGAGCUGCAGCGGCCAAGAAAGAAGUGGAAACACUUGAAGCGAACCGACAGUCAGCACUGUUUGAAUGCGAAAAGGAACGAUGUGUUAGAGAAAUGGUUAGGUGUAACCAGCGCCGUGGUCAACAUACUCUUGGACCAGUUCAUUACGGGUCGACCAGUAUGAUGGCAUCAAUGGACUCUUCUUCUUCUACACCCAACGAAACGAUCCGAUUGGCCAAACAAGAAGAGAAGCUCCGGGCCUGCGUUGGUUUCGGAAUCGCAGCCACUGGAGUUUAUGAUUGUCUUCCGAAGAUUGCUUGUGCUAGAGUGGCAAAACCGCCUUAUUAUUCUGAUCUUGUUGGAGCGCAUAAAGAAAACUGGAGGGAAAGUUACCAAGACUCUUAUUUACGGGAACAUAACCACAUUGGAGCGCUUUAUGUGGAGAAAGAUGCCUUAGAAAGUGUGGCAUUUACGCUAGAAACGAUCGCUACCAUGGUCAAUUCUGUUUAUUCGAAUAAGUGGCUUAGAAAACUGUUAAUACUAGUUUUACGAGGAAAGAUUCGAAAGGUUUGGAAAAGAAUAAUGAUUGUUGCUGAAAUACUGCGUGAUCAUAAAAGUCAUAAUCAUAAUUUCAAUUUGUAUGGACUUACACCUAUGGUUGAAUUCAUUAUGGAGGGUAUUGUAAAUUUAACGAAAGAUUAUGAAGGAAAUGCCAAUGUGGCCAUGUAUUUGUCUUCCCAGUUCGCUGAACGCAAGCCAUGUUUCUUACAGAAACACUGCCAAUGUCUGAUGCUUGAUCUGAUAUUGUCUUGUUUGUCGCCAUCUGGAUCUGGUACAUUGUUGACAGAAAAGACUCAUGCAUGCCAUCGACAAGCUAUUCACUUUGCUGCUAUCAGCGGCCAACCAUGUCAAUUGAAUGUUUUAAUGAAACAUGGUACACCAUGUAAUGAGUUUGAUAGAGCGAAGCAGGCUCCCAUACACUACCUCGUUGAACGGAACAAUGUGCUUAUGGUUCGACAGCUCAUGUGGUACGGCUCUGAUAUGUCGUUGGUGGAACAAUCUGUAUCGAAAGUCCCAUCGGAACUAUUCAAUGUUGACAAUGGCGAAGUUCGAGUUUUCCACAAGUUUCCACGUUUACGUUUAGAAAGUUUUGAUUGUCUUCUUUUUUAA